AUGAUGGCUUCAUUUAAUACCUCAGAUGGCAACAACAGACUCCAUAGGGCCUGCAAACUAGGAGAUAUUGCCACCGUUCAAAAAAUUCUCAAAGAACCAGAUCCACCAGUCAAUUCUCAAAACUCUUUAGGAAGAACUCCAUUACACAUAGCAAUUUUGAUACAUUCAGAUCUAAUUGUAGAGUUAUUACUCGAUUAUCCUAAGAUUGAUCUCAAUGUUAAGGAUAUUGAAGGCAAUACUCCACUUCACUAUGCUAUUUGGGCAAGAAACCCAAUAUUAGCAAUAACUAUAAGCAAAAUGUCAGGUGUUGAUGUCAAUGCCGUCAACAAUCUCGGUGAAUCUCCACUGUUAUUUGCUUUGAGGACAGGUGACUUGGAAUUGAUCAAUGUAUUCUUAAGGAAUUCCAAUGUGAAAACGAAUAUUAUUACAAAGAAUGGCGAAUCUAUCCUUCAUUAUGCAAUUUUCACGGGAAAUCUUGAUCUCGUUGCCUCAGUUCAUCAACGAUACAGUUAUCAAAUCGGAAAUAAAAAUUCUGAUGGACAUACACCAUAUCAUUGUGCGGUUAUACGCGGUUACGAAGAAAUCAUGAAUUAUUUUCCAACUCCAAUUCUCACGGAUACAGAUCUUCAUAAGAAUACGUUUCUUCAUUUGGCUGCAAUGGGUGGAAAUGUCAAUAUUUUCAAGCACUUUUAUUCAAAAUUGGCGAAUUAUCUAGAUUAUCUAAAUGAUAAGCAAGAAUCAUGUCUUGACAUCGCCAUUAACCACGGCCAUCUUGCUUUAGUUGAUUACAUCAUCCAUCUUAAGGAUUUCAACUUCAAUAAAUCGAAUAACGAAAAGAAUUCUUAUAUUCACUUAGCUUGUCAAUCAAGCAACGAAGAACUUGUUAAAUAUAUUCUCAAUAGAACAACCUAUGGCCUCUCCGAACAAAAUGCAAAGGGAGAGACGCCAUUAAUGAUUGCAUGCAGAAAGAGAUGCACAAACAUCGUAAGAAUACUCUUAGGUAAAGGCAAAGUCAAUCUCAAUGCAAAAGACAGCAAUGGAAACACCGCAUUGCAUAUUACAGCUCAGGAAGGAGAUUUCCAAACUUUUCGAGUACUUUCAAUUGCCGCAAAUCCCAAAGUUAAGGAGUGCGAUAAAGAUGGCAAUAAUAUCCUUCACCUCGCCGUCAUUUGGAAUAGAUUGGAAUAUAUCAAAGAAAUUUUCAAUCUUUACAACAAAUUCCCUAAGAACAGUAAGAACAAUGACGGCAAAACACCACUUCAGCUUGCUGAUAAUGAUGAUACUAGAAAUUUAUUGAUUUCUUUGGGUUGUAAAUGA
Trichomonas vaginalis G3 is the source of this 1317-nucleotide messenger RNA. Its product is annotated as spectrin binding. Lineage: Eukaryota; Parabasalia; Trichomonadida; Trichomonadidae. Bases 1 to 1317 code for a protein of 438 amino acids. Gene Ontology annotation, molecular function: protein binding. The record is from RefSeq and is a predicted model, not a curated record. The transcript has a single exon.